Musa acuminata AAA Group (dessert banana) is the source of this 1620-nucleotide messenger RNA. RefSeq names its product anthocyanidin 3-O-glucosyltransferase 7-like. The transcript is spliced from 2 exons. Bases 6 to 1526 code for a protein of 506 amino acids. Gene Ontology annotation, molecular function: UDP-glycosyltransferase activity. The record is from RefSeq and is a predicted model, not a curated record. NCBI's taxonomy places the organism in Eukaryota, Viridiplantae, Streptophyta, Magnoliopsida, Zingiberales, Musaceae.
UUGUAAUGUAUGUAGAGGGUCCCUGUCGCAACUCCACCACCACUCGACGUGACCGACACGAGACUUGGCCUACUUUUCUUUUCCCCUCUUAUUCACGAAGCUUCAAAGUCCCCUCCAGAUUUAGACCUUCUUCUUCCCGUCACACUGCCAUGGCCUCCUCCGGCAGCAGCGGAUGCCCCACCCAGCCACACGUGGCGUUCGUCGCAUUCCCCUUCGGCACCCACGCCGCUCCGCUCUUCGCCCUAGCCCGCGCCGUCGCUUCCGCGGCACCCGGCACGGCCGUGUCAUUCCUCAGCACCGCCCGGUCCCUCGCGUCCCUCCCCCGCGCCGAGGGGCUCGGAAACAUCCGUCUGGUCCCUGUGGCCGACGGGAGGCCUGAAGGCGCAGCGGAGGUGCCGCCACCGGGGGGCAUCGAGGAGCUGAUCGGGAUGUUCCUGGCGGCGACGCCAGGGAACUUGCGGGAGGCGCUGGGCGCCGCGGCGGCCGGGGCCGGGGGAAUCCCGGUGGGCUGCGUGGUGAGCGACGCGUUCAUGUGGAUGGCGGGAGACGUGGCGGAGGCGGCGGGGGCGCCGUGGGUCGUGUUGUGGACCGGCGGGCCCGCGGGGCUCGCCGCUCAUCUCCACACCGAUCUUCUACGCGACGCCAUCGGUGUCGGGGAACGAGCCAUGACCCGCUUUAAGGAGCAGCUUCACUCCAUUCCCGUUCUCUCCGCUCACCGGGUCUGCGACCUUCCCGAGGGAAUCGUCUUCGGCCCCCUUGACGCCCCGGUAUCUUGCCUUGUCCACCGCAUGGCCCAGAGCCUCCCCAAGGCCGCCGCCGUCCUUCACAACACCUUCGAGGGCCUUGACCCGGCCAUCGACGCCCACUUCUCAGCCACAUUCUCCAGGAGCCUGCCCGUCGGCCCCCUCCAUCUUCUCGCGCCGCUCGCCCACCCGACGCCGGACCCGAACCACUGCCUCCCCUGGCUCGACCGCCACGCGCCCGCCACCGUGGCUUACGUCAGCUUCGGCUCCUUCAUGGCCCCGCCGCCUGCCGAGAUGACCGAGCUGGCUGAGGGGUUGGAGGCCAGCGGGGCGGCGUUCCUCUGGUCGCUCAGAGACGAGGUCAUGGGGCUCCUGCCGCCGGGGUUCUCGGAACGAACCAAGGGGAGGGGCCUGGUGGUGAGCUGGGCGCCGCAGCUGGACAUCCUGCGGCACGCUGCGGUGGGAGCCAUCGUGAUGCACUGUGGGUGGAACUCGGUGGUGGAGGCCAUCACCGCCGGGGUGCCAAUGGUGUGCCGGCCCUUCUUCGGGGACCAGAGGCUGAACGCGAGGUUCAUCUUCCAGGUGUGGGAGAUCGGAGUCGAAUUCGAAGGCGGAGUGAUGACGAAGGAGGGAGUGGUGAGGGCUCUGGAGGCGGUGUUGAAGGGCGAGGAGGGGAAGCGGAUGAGAGUCAAAGCGGGCGAGCUCAAGGCCAUGGCGACGCGGGCAGUGCAGCCCGGGGGUAGCUCGUCGGUCAACUUCAACAGGUUCUUGGAUCUCGUUUGAUGUGACAAUGAAAUCAAUUAGAGCCAAAUAAGCCUAACAUGCUGAUGUGCUCCAUUUCACAACGUUAGUUUAAGCCAAUUUAGCUUCUUCAUCA